CGGAGGGAGUAGUAUUUAAUUAGCCACACAUAUUUUAAGUACAUGUAAUAUUAAAUACUGAAAUAUAAACUCCGCUUUGCACUCUUCUUUUCUCACUCUCCCAGAAAUUCCGUUUUCUCCUGACUUAAAUAUUCGACAUAUAAAAUAUGAGGAACAAACUUUAUAAAGCUUGGGAAUGUUAAGAAAACUCGUAUAAGUCUGAAAGUUCGGUUUAUACUAGAAAAACUGGAUGUUUUCUGAAGGGGUUGUAGCUAACCAAUCUGUAAUGAAGAAGGAAGCGACGCAGAACAUCCCCAAGGGACAGGGGAGCGCUACAAACAACAGCUAUAGCCCACCUGCAGCCAAGGCACAGAUUGUUGGUUGGCCUCCAGUGAGAUCUUACAGGAAGAACACGUUGGCCACCACUUGUAAGAACAGUGAUGAAGUUGAUGGGAAGCCAGGUUACGAGGCGGCCCUCUUCGUGAAGGUGAGCAUGGAUGGUGCUCUUUAUCUGAGGAAAGUUGACCUGAGGAGCUACACUAACUACAUGGAGCUCUCUUCAGCCUUGGAGAAAAUGUUCACCACUUUCACUCUUGGGAAAGAUAAGCUCUGUGAGACCAAGCUCAAGGAUCUCCUGAAUGGAAAAGACUAUGUGCUCACUUAUGAGGACAAAGAUGGAGACUGGAUGCUUGUUGGAGAUGUUCCAUGGGACUGAAGAUAAUGAAAGGGUGUGAUGCCAUUGGGUUAGCUGCAGCUCCGAGAGCAAUGAAGAAAUCGAAGAUGAGAGCUUAAAAGACUUGGAAAAAAAAAGAAGAGAAAAGCUUUCUAGUUAUACAAAUUAUGUGCGGUUGAAAUAUCUUUUGGUGGUGUUUUUAAAAAUUUCAAAACAUCUUUAGCUUCUGAAUUUUUUUUUUAUUAUAAAAACUACGUACGUAAGAAAUGAAGAAGAAUUGACUACGCUAAAGCUUUAGUAGAACCAGUAAACUGGUGGCUGUUUCUACUGUCUAGAGUCUGGUCUAUGUUUGGUUUGAUUUGAUUUCGAUGUGUGGUUUGACUUUUCUAUUUUGGGAUAUUAAUGUAAUGUUGUUAUUCUGCCUC
Brassica napus (rape) is the source of this 1077-nucleotide messenger RNA. Its product is annotated as auxin-responsive protein IAA9-like. Gene Ontology annotation, biological process: regulation of DNA-templated transcription. The record is from RefSeq and is a predicted model, not a curated record. Gene Ontology annotation, cellular component: nucleus. Gene Ontology annotation, molecular function: protein binding. NCBI's taxonomy places the organism in Eukaryota, Viridiplantae, Streptophyta, Magnoliopsida, Brassicales, Brassicaceae. The transcript is spliced from 5 exons. Bases 230 to 694 code for a protein of 154 amino acids.